GCCAUAUUUACAGUUUCAGCAUCUGGCAGAAGCCAGACAUAAACAAGUGACACAGUUUAGUAUCAAUUAGCAAACCGAGUAAUUAAUAAAACGUCUAAAAUGACUUUACACUUAUGUAAAGGGGGCUUCAGAGCGCAGAGGACAUAUGAUUAUCUUUACGAUCCAGUUUACACCGUGUCAGGGGAGACUGAUCACAUCCAGGAGAGCUAUAAGGCUAGGGAAAGCGUGGACUAUGUGAUAAAGGUUCCAGAGUUUAACUCCAUGUUCAGUGAUCUCCCUCACUACCCACGUUUUACACUCCGUCUAAACCCUGUUGAUCCCGUUCCUUCCUUCAUCGACCGCCGUUGGAGAGGACAUGCUGAGCAGAGGAGAGAAACACAUUCAGGGGUGCUGCCUGGUGUUCAGCUGCACAAACCCAAAUCUGAUGACGUCACCGGAGAAGACCGCUGGAAGUUCUUUAAGCGACCACUCGUUCGCUACGCUCAACAGAUUCCAGAUGAUGUUAUUUUCGCAUUAACCAAGACUGACUCCCACAUUACUCAGCAGGAUAGCUCUAGCUCUGAACGGAUGGAAAGCUUGUUCCAGCGCACAGUAGAGAUUCAGACAGAUUACAGAGAGAGCGAGGCUCAGACUGAUCCUUUCAGCCCUGAGUACAAAUUACGUCCAGGAGCAGAUAUUCCUGAAAUCCUCUCUCUGACCAAUUUCUCUUGGGGUCAUGGGCUUCCUGCUGGUCUGGACGAGGUGGAGAUGAUAGAAAGAGCGAGACAGAAGAGGGCGUGGGAGGCCACACUGCCACCUAUGAGUGAUCCCACUCAGCUGGACAAGAGGAAGAGGAUGAUAAAUGACAUGGAGGCAAAGGAGUGGGCUUUCAGGGAACAGGAGAUCGAGAAGCUGCAAGAGACUCGUUUGGCUCUUCUCAAGCGUUUUUUACAGGAGAGAGAGUCACAACAGGACAAGGUCACAGUGCAUCGCCUGAAUGAGCAUUUUUCCAAGCUGCAGAGAGAGAAAGAAAACCGACUCCAUAAAAUCCGCAAAAACUACGCACUCGCUAUUCGGAAACUCGUGGCAAAAAGAAAGAUGUUGGAAGGUAAGCUGACGAGGCAGGACGUUAUCACCGAGCACUUGGAUUACGGGUCUCAGAUGUACGCAGCACUCUUCCCCCAUGGGGACGUACCUGAUCGACACUCACAAAGCAACGUCAUUAAGAGCCACCUCCUCGAUACCUACGAUGGUCUGGUAGAGCUGGAGGCAAGUCUUCCACCUUCAGUCCAGGAGCCACAAAUAAAAGCUCAAAGGCCAAAGAAGAAAGGCUUCAUCCGUCGCUCAGACCGCAGAGAAAUUGAUUUACUGAAGACUUACCAGGCACUGAAAGACAAGAAGGUCAAGGUGGAGGAAAAGAAACCUCUGCGCUUCCUUUAUAGGGUGGAGAAACCAGUCCCUCGUCCCCCAACGCCUGAGGUGGACGUGCCUCCAGAGGGACACGAGGAAAAGGAGCUUGCCGUCAUUUUUCUACAGAAGCUGAUCCGAGGAACAGCCAUUCAGACCCAGAUGCUGGAAGGUGUAGAGAAGCACGUGGAGCUGAUCCAGGAGAUGCGCACUACCCACAGCCUACAGCGGGAGGAGCAAGAACUCCAGAGAGCAGAUAAACAGGUCACACAGGCCCUGCAGAGACAGCACGAGCUCAGUGAGAGCAGGAUGGCUCAGAUACAGAGCUUUGUAGACGGCCUUUCAGGGGAGGUGAUUGGCGACAUGCUGGACUUCCUGUCGAAGGAGCUGGUUCGUCUGCAGGAGGAAAGAAGGAUCCAUGCUUACAUGCUACUGGCAGAAAGGGACCGGCGCCUUCGGGAGGCUGAAGAGAGUGGUAGGAGACAGGUGGAGGAGCGAAGACGGAGAGAAGAGGAUGAGAUCUUCAGACAGGUGAUGAAGGUGCACCAGGCCACAGUGGAUCACUACCUGGAGGAUGUUAUCCUGAACAGCAUCGAUCAAACGUCCGAGGCUCAGGCCAGAGAAGAGAUCCACCAAUUUGCAGAGGAGCUCAACAACAUCACCUAUGCCAUGGAGGAAAUGAGAAACAAUGAGCAGUCAGAGGCGAUUGUAGCUCAACUUGUCUACAGCUUCCUCAUUCCUGAAGUACAGAAGGUCAAGGUCCGUGAGAAAGUGAAGCAGAGUCAAAGGAGGCACUUACAUGCAGCCCAUUCCCUCAUCCAUGACACUGACAGCUCGUCCACAAGCCCUCGGCCCCUUUCUCCCGCAAGCAGAGCCUCCACCUCAUUGCUCUCACAGAUAGUCGAGCAGGUGGAGGAGGCUUCACACAACAGUGUUCCGGAGAACGAACACACAGAUUAGCUACACAGUGUAGCUAGAUAUUUAUGGAUAUCUGACCAUCAUGCAUGUAUUUCUUUCAGUUUCUGGAUUUAGUUCCUUUUUCUGUUAAUAUAACCACCACUAUUACUGAGAAGCUUUUCCAUUAGAUACCCAAGGCCAUUAGGCAAAUACAUCCUACAUAAAAGUGUGACAAGUGACGUGACAUACAGCUAAGUACGGUGACCCAUACUCAGAAUUUGUUCUCUGCAUUUAACCCAUCCAAAGUGCACACACACACCGUGAACACACACCCGAAGCAGUGGGCAGCCAUUUAUGCUGCGGAGCCCAGGGGGUUCGGUGACUUGCUCAAGGGCACCUCAGUCAUGGCCAGCCCAAGAGUCAGACACUCUAACCAUUAGGCCACGACUUCCCCGUGUUUGCAACCUUCUGGCUAAAAGAACUACAUAUGGAUGUGAUGGUCAGGUGACCACAAACUUUUGGCCAUAUAGUGUAUUGAUUGAUACACUAUAUAGUUGAUAGCUGAUCAGAUUAUUUUCUUGUGAUACACCAGUGACUUGUAGAGACAUCGCAGAACACUUCUACAAUCUGUUUUGCUUACAGAUAAAUCUUUAAUACUGUCAAACAAUCUCGUACACUAGUACUUUGAUUUUUAAAUAAAUGUACAAAUUGGUUCUA
Messenger RNA from Tachysurus fulvidraco (yellow catfish), 3000 nucleotides. RefSeq names its product cilia- and flagella-associated protein 91-like. The record is from RefSeq and is a predicted model, not a curated record. The transcript has 17 exons. The coding region runs from base 100 to 2346 and encodes 748 amino acids. Lineage: Eukaryota; Metazoa; Chordata; Actinopteri; Siluriformes; Bagridae.